AUGAACACGACAGCACCACCCCCAGAAAAUGGACAGUAUUCUACAAACCAGCCAAGACCUUUCUUUUAUGCACAGCCAACAGCACAACUACCUUUCCCAAAUCCUUGGUACCUUGGCCAGUUGUAUAAUCCAUACUGCAUUCCUGGGCCAGGCUUCAGAGGUGGAAAUCCUUAUGUUCCAUACUACUCUGUUGCUCUCCAUGAGUACCCUGGAUAUUUUGUUCCCCAGCUUCAAAUGAAUACUAGGAUGAGUAGAAGACCUCAUUUUAACCCCCAUCCACCUUCCCCAAUGUUUUACCAUGCUACAAGAUUUAGGCACUACAGCAGUCAUGGGAGAAGAACUGAAACCAAAGAGACCCAGACUGAUCCACGGCAACAAGAAUGUGCUUCCAAAAGGCAACAGAGUUCAGACUGUAAAAGCUGUGAUGUUGGAAAUGUAGUCUAUCAUUCUUCUGGCAUUAGCAGCACCGGAAACGACAGUAACCUGGAGAAUGUUGAGAUGUCUCUGUCAACAUCCACACGGGAAAGGGACUUUCAUAAAAAUGCUUGCAACGUAACCAAGUACAGAGACAUGCCUCCAGGAAGCUAUGCAUAUGAGAAAGAGGAGGUAAGAAUAGUUAAAGAAUUACCAGAAAAUGUAGUGCAGCGUGAUCUUUUUUGUGAGGGUGUAUUAUGUGGCCCUCAUGCAGAAGGCGAGGACCUUGCUGUGCAGAGCAUUGCCUUUUCAAACAAAGAUGAAUAUAAAAAUUCACUUCCUCCUAAACUAUGUAUUGAUGCUGUUCAAGAAACAGAAACACAAACCACAAUAGUUCAAACAAGGGAGCCCCGAAAUGAAACUAGCAGACAGAGAAUGCAGAGUCUGAAUGUUAAGGCCACAGUGGAUGCAGACUCGCCAACCAUGGUGAUGGAACACGUUGAAGUCGUUGGCCCUGGUUAUGAUGAUCCACAAGUAAGUGUACCUAAGGAUUCUUGUGAACAUAAUCUCAUUACAAAUGAUCAACUAAUAGAGGGCUCAGAUGGAUGUCCAGAGCAGCAAGGUAUUGCAAAUGAAUCAACUUGUAAUGGAGAGGUGAAAUUGGCUAACAAAAGUAACAUGUGGACAGAGGAUUCCAUAGAGAAAUGUAUGCCAUCACCAACAUGGCUGGCCUGCUUUGAAAAUAUAGAUGCAAACUAUGAUUAUGAUGUUUAUUCUUCGCAAAGGAAGCAAAAACGAACAAGUGUAUUAAGCAUUACUUCGGAAGAGCUUUCAUCUAGGGAUGAAGGAUCUUCAGUGGAUAGUGUUUCUGUAUCUUACUUUGUCCCUGAUUAUUUUCUUAGGAAAGGUUUGUAUGCUUUCCGAAAAACCACAGAAGAUUUAGAGAGGGAACCAAUUAAAAGUGGUGGUUCUUUAAAGGAAGAUGAAAUACUUCUGAAGCAAUGUAGCAACCAGUAUGAUAAAAAAUACAGGACUUCUGCAGUGAAAGCUAAGGAUGUAUCAAGAAGAUGUCGAAAAAUUGGAGUUUCUCUUAAAGACCUCAAUAGAAGGAAACUCUAUUCUGUAAAAAAGAAGCCGAAGAGUCAGUCAUUGUCUGAACCUGAGGACUCUGAGGAAUACUGCGUCAUGGAAGAAGAGGACUUGCAAAACCAUGACAAAGGUGAUGAAGAUGAUAGCGAUGAAGAUGAGUAUUACUUUCAAGAGAGCCUUCCACAUGGGCAGGUGGAUAUUGGCAAAGGAAGCAUCUUCAAACAAAUCGCUCAGAAUCGAAUUCUCUGGAAACCUCCAAAAGGCAUGAUACCAGCUCAACUUAUUGGAUGGCCUGUAAGAGAAAAACAGGUGUGUCGACUUAAGGAUUAUGAUGGGAGUGAUUAUACGAUCUAUGAUAAGCAGCUUGCAAAACUAAACCGUGGCUUCAAAGAGAUCUCUGAGCAAAAGAAAUCUCUGCAGAAGUCAGUGGGUGGAAAAGUUCAAAAGAAAACCACUGGGACAGCUGUUGAAGAGUACUGGGUUGGAAGAGGUGCUAAACCCAAAUUCCCAGAACCUGCAUAUUAUUUGCAAGAUCCAGCCAAAAUCAAAACACAAGAUAAGCCUCCAAAAAAGAAAGGCGCGCUCAAGUCUUCUAAAAGAAAACAAACUAGAACUGAUCCAGAAGAAGUAGAAACAUGGGAGAUUCCUAGAUCAUUAUUGUAUGAGAGAGAGUUUUUUUGGCAAAUUGUACUCCAGAGCUGGUAACUGUGUGGAGUAAAAAGACUGACUGUUUUGCACUCAAACUGCCACCAACACACUGGGUAGGAUGACAAUCCAAUUAUUUUCUAUAAAUUUUAUCCAACUAUCAUUUAAUCAAGACCAAAAGAUUUCUAUGCAAAAUAGCAUUGUAGCCAUGUAACUCAUGUAAAGCUUGGGAGUUUGAGCCUCUAGCGUAUACUGUAUGUUGAUCAGACUGAUUAACACUCUGAUUAGGUGUCAAGUACAAAGGGGCAAAAAAGGAAAAUGUAGUCC
Molecule: messenger RNA, 2475 nt
Organism: Xenopus laevis (African clawed frog)
Lineage: Eukaryota; Metazoa; Chordata; Amphibia; Anura; Pipidae
Gene: velo1.S
Product: bucky ball
Exons: 4
Coding region: 1-2208 (735 amino acids)
Source: RefSeq, a predicted model, not a curated record